AUGUCCUCAAACGUCAAAGCCAGCGUUGAUGUCUUUCAAUGGCACCUGGAAAAAGGGGCAAGUCUAUCAGUUUCUGCGAACGGGAAUUUCCAGAAAUGGAACGGACUUACUUGUCUUCAUGCCGCGAUUGCCUCUCUUCAACCUCGAUAUCCAAAAUCUAAAUUCAAUGUGUUCGACGUCGACUUGGCCGAAAUUCUAGACCAUGUGCCCCGAGCUUGGGAAGAUCAAGGACCAAUUUAUAAUGAAUAUGAUCGCCUCAAUCAGAUGAAGCGAAUUGAAUUACUUAUUCAGCAUGGUGCUGACUUGUUUGCGGUUUCAGAAUUCUAUGGCACACCGACAGACCUUGCCCGAUUCACUGGGAACUUCGAUAUUUGGAUCGAUUCUCUGAAAAAAUGUGGUAUCAAUCCUAAAAAUGUCCUGGUGACAGAUAGGAAGAUUGAGCGCAGCAAAAAGUUUUGGGUGACAGAUCUUCUGGCGCGGGAACAGAAACUUGAGAAGCGGAAACUCCACAACCACUUUAAUGACAUCUUCGGGUUUCUUGACGACUUUCAAUUCUCAGAGAAAGUACGUGGGAUCAAGCCCAGGGAAUCUAGAGCUCUACCGGCAAAUCCAUUGCUUCUGAAGAUGGAGUCGUACAAAGAGGUACUCCAUAUACUCCAAUCUUCCCUCAUCAGCGCAAUCCAUGUGGUCGACGAGGAUCAACACUUUGGUCCUCGGAUUCUCACAGACGCUGAAAUUUUUGACGGAGCUUACCAUGACAACUUUUUUGGCAAUACCCAUUACUACGAGUCCUCAAAAAAUAUUCCAUUUUACAAAAAGCUGCGCCGAUAUCUCGAAAUGGUAGCCGCUAUUGCAUCUGCAGACGCUGAUCCUGAUCAGCCGGAGUGGAAAUCCAAUCACUACAAAUACUAUCCUUUUCUCAAAGCAGUGGCUGGGUUCUACUUGGACAAAGCCUUUCGCUUUCCUCCCCAUGGCUGUGACUGGAGAUAUGAGGAUGAUGAGAGUGAAGUCGAGCCAAAUAUACCUGGGUCGUGGCAUUCAGGUUAG
Messenger RNA from Penicillium canescens, 1047 nucleotides. RefSeq names its product Ankyrin repeat protein. NCBI's taxonomy places the organism in Eukaryota, Fungi, Ascomycota, Eurotiomycetes, Eurotiales, Aspergillaceae. The coding region runs from base 1 to 1047 and encodes 348 amino acids. The transcript has a single exon. The record is from RefSeq and is a predicted model, not a curated record.